GAGAGAGGCUCCUGUAGCUUCUCUGGAUUUGCCGUGACGCGCAGUGCUGUCUGAUGUUUGUGUGCCCACUGAAGCGAAGGAGAACCGUGGUGUCCACACAAAAGGAAUAGCUGUCCGAAUAUACUUUUUACGACAAAGAAGCACUAUGGAUGAAGAGGAGCAGUUUGUGAACAUUGAUCUGAACGAUGACAAUAUCUGCAGCGUCUGCAAGCUUGAGACGGAAACAGGGACCUUAUCUUUCUGCCAUGUCUGCUUUGAACUCAGCAUUGAAGGUGUCUCCUCCGCUACCUUGUUACAUUCAAAGUCCCUGCGUGGUCACAGAGACUGCUUUGAGAAAUGUCAUCUCAUUGCCAACCAGAAGCUGUCACAUUCCAAGGUCUCCCGAAGUGCCUACGAGGGCAUGAAGCUGGCCCUCAGCCAGAAACUGAACCGCAUCAUCCAGUAUGCCCAGAACAAAGACUCUGUCUCCUCCAGCGGCCUCAGCAGACGGGGGACCAAGCUUCUCUGUUAUGGCCAGCAGAGUGACCGCAAGCUGCUGCCCCAGUCAGAUGCCCAGGUGCCCCGCUACGCGCCCCGCUGGGACACGGGCAAAGCGACAGGGCUGCCUGAUUACACCAUGGGGAUGUUGGAGUGCCACACAGCGGAGGAGCUUGGGCUACUGCGGGAGUCACAAUCGGACGUUUGGUCCAGUGAUGGCAGGACAGGACUACAUGGCCGGAAUCAGUCAACAGCAGGACAGACAGAGCACAGGCACCAGAGCCGCAGCAGAGAUGAAUUGACAAAAAUGAGUGUGGAUGAGCUCCAUCAGCUGAAUGCCCAGCUGCUGAUGCAAAUUCAAAAGGUGUUCGAGGAGCUGACUGUGGCCGUGCAGGAGAAGGACUCAUUGGCGUCAGAGCUGCACGUGCGUCACAUUGCUAUUGAGCAGCUCUUUAAGAACUGUGCCAAGCUGCCCUGGCUGCACAUCAGCAGGGCCGGGGUCAAGGCCAGCAGCAGCAGUGGCCCUGUGGAGUGAGGUGCAAGGGUGGGGCUUCCUUCUCUGCUGCUGGGAGGAAGCUGACGAACACUUAAGCAUGCUGGCUGCAGUGAGGCUGAAAAUGCCUUCAUGUAUACUGAGAGACUUCUGUAAUGCUAUGAUUACACUGAGCUGUUAGAUCUGCAUUAGAGCAGGGCUGGGUCCGCUCCGCUCUCGUGGGUUGCAGUGAUGAUACAAGGAUUGAUGGUGCUGUGCUCUUUAAAACAAGCUUCUGGUCUGACAUGUGACCUGAACGUCACCCAACCCAAGUACCUAGGAUGCAUGUUAAUACCAGGUGGGGCUCAGAGUGUCAAGAUAUGACUAGAAUAUCUUUUAAUAUUUAUCUUAUUACAGACUGAAAAACCGUUUGUCUACAUUAAUUUUACAGAGACAAUUGCUGUUGGUUUUACUUUCUUUUUCUAAGUUGCUGUCAACCAUUUGAGUUUUUAUUGUUCUGUUUCAUUUUCUGUAGAUACAUUUCAAAGUUUUUCUUCUGAUUAUGUCAGACAUGAAUAUUCAGAUAUGAGUUUUAGCACUGCAUAAUACUCUUCCGUAUGCUACCUUGUGGUUUUCUGUAGAAAGUGGUUAGCCAGUCAGAAGUGAGUUACAGUAUUUUAUAACAUGGCACAGGCGUAUACUUGAUGCAGACUAGUUGGAUCAUUUCCAUCAUAUUCAUAUCAUCAGGUACUGCUAGCAGUAGUGUUUGAUUACAGUUCUUAUGUAAAGUGCUAACAAGGUUUAAGCUUUUUCAUGCAGCUGCACACUGGUAAUAACAUGGCUGGAAACAUGAGUUUUUGAGUUGCCUUCCAACUGCCAAAGUUCACAUGCUAGUUUGUGAGCAAGUGUGAGACAACAUUACAACAAAGACAAAUCAGAGUGUAAAAUUAACAGGGCUAUACCAGCUGUGCAGGUUUUUCUUUUUGGGGGCUCUGGCUAUUUUGGGGGUGUCCAUGAACUAAUCCUUUGUAACAGCUGGUUGGCAAGCAGCAAGUGGAAAUAUCAGUUAAUAUACGUUCUGGGGGAACCCAGUUUAAAGACGAGAAGUGUUUUGUUUGAAGUUUUGGCUUUAUAAUAACUAUUAUUGCUAGUGAGAUUUACUUGAUAUUUAGUACAGAGCUGCUUGUUGUCUGUGGUAUAGCUGUUAAGCACAAGUUAUAUGUAUGGCUAUACAUUGAAUGAGUACAUUGGAAGAAGAAACUAUUGAAAAAGAAACCUAGCUGCCAAACCAAAGUCUGUACUUGUUCUGUGUUUCACAUGUGAAUUGCAAGCAUUUGACUUAGAUUUCAUUAAUAGAAGAAGAUGCAAUACCAAACCGCUUUAAAAUAUGGCUUAGUGAUUUACUUCUGUGUUUGGUUCACUGUGUUUAAUAAUGAACCAUAGAUUUUUACUCUAAAGGUAUUGGUGUGGAAAUUAUUUGUUCUUAAAUACACAGUGUGUUUCAUGAAUUGUUUUAUUUAUCAUUUUCAUUUCGCUCUCGUUCAGUGUUAACAUUUGUUGCCCUCUCUCCUGCAUUGAGGUGUGACAGCCCAAGUUGAUGUCACAGCAAUACAAACAGGACAGUUUGGUCUACUGUGCCUCUAGAGGUCCAUGAUUUUUUAACAGGAAACAAUGAACGAUGUAGGGAGUGGUCUGUAGUUGUGCUGUAUUAUUCAGAAACCCUAUGCAAGAAAGAGACAAAUAAAACAAAAGCCUUAUUAAGUAGAAAUUAUCUGAAAGAAUAUUGGUCAUCUGAGUUUUCUCAGGUCAGAGCUACUAGUGUAUAAUAAGCUGGGGAAAGACAAGGUUAUAAUCAGAUUGAUGUGUAGAAAAACUCAGCAUUGUCAGUGUAUCUCAUUGCUCUCUCUUUGUAAGAGAUUAAAUACAUUUGACCCCUUUAGGGUUUAAAGUUAAAAGUUUUAGCUCCAUUUUAAUCCUCUAUCUCAGUUUUAUUUGGAUAACUGUAUUUAGUGUGCUUGAGUGUUUGGGAGUAUUAAGAUUACUGGUCCUUAAUGGAAAUUUCCAGUCAUUCAGUCUUCAGUUGUAUGUUUUAUUUUUGUGUUUUAAAUAUGAAUGCUGUGUGUUUUUGUAUACUGUGGAAACAUGCCUGGGCCUGUGCCUCUGCUCAGGCUGCCUGUUUUUGGUUGUCUCUUUAUCUUUUACCGAAGAUGUAAGCAUACCUGUUAGACUUCCACCUCCUUCCUUUUGGACUUGACUCUUUGUUCUUUUGUUUUCCAAUGUUGAACAAGGCUGCAUUUGUGUUGUGUGAUAUUUUACAUUCUAUUUAUUGUGUGUGUUCAUGGACAUUACACAGGCUGUGUGAUUAGUGCUUAAGUGACUUUGUAUUUUUUGUAAAAUACUCCAAUAAAAUAAGAUUAUUUUUA
Lates calcarifer (barramundi perch) is the source of this 3372-nucleotide messenger RNA. It is a transcript of the gene lg20h21orf91, whose product is annotated as linkage group 20 C21orf91 homolog. Bases 146 to 1012 code for a protein of 288 amino acids. NCBI's taxonomy places the organism in Eukaryota, Metazoa, Chordata, Actinopteri, Centropomidae. The record is from RefSeq and is a predicted model, not a curated record. The transcript has 5 exons.